CAGGCCGGGCGGGCCCUGUUUUUCGAGCUUAUCCUCACUCGUAUCCUCACGUGAGGCAGCCGCGUGGGGAGGCGGCUUCGGAAGAGACACAGGAGGAGACCCACGGAAAGGAAACAAUAAACACACGGUUAUCAGCGGCCGCGCUGCAAACCGCCCAUCCCCGACCUUCCCUGCUGCCACCGGCCUGCGCCACGAGAAACGUGCGAGCUGGUCAGGAGGAGCCGUGUCCAGAGCCGUGUCCAGAGCCCUGCUUUAGGGACACGGGAGCUGAAGGAGCCCCAGCCCCGGGUGUCCCCGGAGCCCCGCGGAGCCGCCCCGCGGGCGGGGCCGGGCCGGGCGGGCAGGGCCAGGCGCCGCCAUGCCCAAGGUGGUGUCGCGCUCCGUGGUGUGCUCCGACACCCGCGACCGCGAGGAGUACGACGAUGGCGAGAAGCCGCUGCACGUCUACUACUGCCUGUGCGGGCAGAUGGUGCUGGUGCUGGACUGCCAGCUGGAGAAGCUGCCGAUGCGGCCGCGGGACCGUGCCCGGGUGAUGGACGCGGCCAAGCACGCCCACAAGUUCUGCAACGCCGAGGAGGAGGAGAGCGUCUUCCUGCGCAGACCCGAAGGCAUAGAGCGGCAGUUCAGGAAGAAGUGCGGCAAGUGUGGACUGCUGCUCUUUUAUCAACACCAACAGAAGAAUGCUCCUGUGACGUUCAUUGUUGAUGGUGCUGUGGUCAAAUUUGGCCAGGGUUUUGGGAAAACAAACAUAUAUACUCAGAAACAAGAACCUCCCAAAAAGGUGAUGAUGACCAAACGGACGAAAGAUAUGGGCAAGUUCAGUUCUGUAACAGUCUCCACAAUUGAUGAAGAGGAGGAGGAGAUCGAAGCGAGGGAGAUUGCAGACUCCUAUGCACAGAAUGCAAAAGUGAUUGAGAAACAGCUGGAACGCAAAGGCAUGAGCAAGAAAAGGCUACAGGAGUUGGCUGAGUUGGAAGCCAAGAAAGCCAAGAUGAAGGGAACCCUGAUUGAUAACCAGUUCAAAUGAAAUGCUACGUAUUUGCUGGGUAUUUGGAGACAGGAGAAGGUUACCAGGAGCAGGGAUCUGUUAAUAGAUCUGUUAACACAGCAGAAGUAACAGACAGUGUUCAAGGGUUGCACUGUGCUGCAGCCAGCCUGGAAGGUGAGAACCUCUCUGUCAUAAGUGAUACUCUGGUACCAAUUUUAAUAACUCCAACAGCACUGGAGACUUUGCUGAAACUGCAGUUCUCUACAGACCCAGUGUUAUGAGCAAGCUGUUCCAGGCAGAAUAUUUACUUUCAGGAAAAUCUUUGUCAGGUGCCUUCCUGAGUUCACCUUUAGAUACCUGUCUUUUUAUUUUGGUAGUGUAAGGUUUCCUUGAAUGUAUUAGAACAACAGGUCAACUGUACAACAAAGACAUCCUUACAAAAGUAUGCUCUGUGCCUGUUACUCAUUUUGUUAUUUUAACUGUGUCCAAAACAUGCAGCAGCCUGAGGGACAUGCCAUUCCAACACAGUCUAGAACAACUGGGAUGCAAGGCUUGAGCAUAAUUCUGCUGCUCACCCUGACCUGCCAGAGGCAGCCAGCACAGGCUCAGGUCCUGUGGAACAGUGGAAGGCUGCAGUUGUACAGAAUUACACUGUCCCAAUAGCUACUGCCCCAUACAAGAACAUGAAAUCCAACUCUGUUUUAAAUUAAUGAAAACAAACUGCCACUAUGAGUUCAAAUGUAUAGUGAGAAGCUACUGAUACAGUUGGUAAUCAUUUAAAGUAGAAUACCACUGCAUGUCUUAACUAAACCGUUCUAAAAAACAGUAUCGGUUCUAGAGUUGUGAAAUGUGGAGGAAAAAUUGUUUUGAAUGUUCUGACCACUAAGGACUUGAUGAAGACAACAUUACACAUCGGUUUUAAAGUACCUUAUUUGGAGAAUAAUAUUUUGUAUUUCUUGUUGAUGUAAUAGCAGUGCUCUACAGCCCAUGUGUUUGUUGCUCUACUUGAGAUUAAAUGCCAUAUUACGGAUUUGAACUAAAAUACCUUUCCUAAGGUUUUCUUACUCUAGCAAGUAUCAUAAAAUAAUUUGAGCAAAGAUGCUUCAUCUCCCACAAUUACUACGGAAAACUUCCUAUAAUCAAUAAAGAUUUUCCAUCUGGCUUUAUAACCUUGA
Messenger RNA from Pseudopipra pipra, 2163 nucleotides. RefSeq names its product STING1 ER exit protein 1 (gene STEEP1). The transcript is spliced from 7 exons. Bases 359 to 1027 code for a protein of 222 amino acids. The record is from RefSeq and is a predicted model, not a curated record. Gene Ontology annotation, biological process: endoplasmic reticulum membrane organization; endoplasmic reticulum to Golgi vesicle-mediated transport. NCBI's taxonomy places the organism in Eukaryota, Metazoa, Chordata, Aves, Passeriformes, Pipridae.